Saprolegnia parasitica CBS 223.65 is the source of this 1582-nucleotide messenger RNA. RefSeq lists its product as hypothetical. The transcript has 3 exons. Gene Ontology annotation, biological process: calcium ion import across plasma membrane. Lineage: Eukaryota; Oomycota; Saprolegniomycetes; Saprolegniales; Saprolegniaceae. The record is from RefSeq and is a predicted model, not a curated record. The annotation marks the transcript as partial. Gene Ontology annotation, cellular component: membrane. Gene Ontology annotation, molecular function: monoatomic ion channel activity.
AUGCAGCAAGCCAUUACCGCGCCAACGCUCAGCAUUGACGACCUCAAGCACUACGCUACUAAAGGCUUCGUGCGCAAGGCGACCAAUGAGCUCAACAAGUGCGUCAUCGCCGACGACAAGAAUCCGAACCGCGGGUUUCACGACGCCUUGCUGCGCGAGGUGUACGGCACUGGAAAGGACUUAAAGAGCACGGUCCUCUUCACAAUCCUGCCACAAGACAAAUCCAAGGAGCUCCUCAACCACGAGGUGAUGGAACGCAUCCUAGCAAUCAAGUGGGAGACCUUUGCGUGCUGCAUGUACAUGCAGCAGCUCAUGCUCUACCUCUUGCUGCUGACGACGCUGACGCUCUCGGUGACGAUGGACCUAAGCGACGGCGAGUCGCCCAUCUUCCACACGCAGCUGCUCGUUUGGCUCCAUUUCGGUGUUGCCCUCGUGCUCGGACUUGUUGCGACCUACUUUUUUACCUACGCGAACCGCCAUCUCUGGGCCGUCAAGUCCAUCGUCGUCAUCGGCCUCGUGCUUCUUGUGCUCAAUUUCUGCUCCGAUCUGAUCGCUGCGCACGUCAACUGGAUCUGGUUUGUGCGCUGCAACAACCUCGUGCUGGCGCCAACGACGAUCUUCUUCGUCUACUUUGAGAUCAGUGAGCUCUACGGCGAGAUCUCCAGGACCAACCAAAACGAAACGAGCAACGUGGGCAUCGCGGUCGAGGCCACUUGCGACUUUUUCCUCAGCUUUUGUGGCCGCAACGUGUCGCACUACUUCAACUCGUUCUUCAACAAGGUGCAGCUCCCGACGUUCGUUGCGAUCCUCAUCUUUGUCAUCACCGAGACCUUCUACCCGUCCGGCGACGACGUCCGCUUGUACUUUGGCAUCAUCAUCACGUUCGCGGCGUGGGCCCUCGGCAUUCAGUACCUCGAGAUCCACGGCACGGCCGGGUACCUCAUCUCGGUCAUGACCUUCAUGCUCAUGGAUGUCGCCAAGUUCAUGGCUUUCUACCUCCCGUUCCAGUGCGCGUAUGCAAUUGCGUACUACCUCCUCUUUGAAGGCCGCAACGUCGACGCCUACGCGACGAUCGCCCACAGCUUCAUCACCACCUUCCUCGUCAUGCUCGGCCAAAUCGAGCUCGAUCCGUUCGAGAAGCUCCCGGCGCCGGGCCCAUAUGUGCUCGGCUACACGCUGCUGCUGACGCACGCUACCUUGGUCAUUGUCCUACUCCUCAACGUGCUCAUUGCGAUGCUCAACAAGUCGAUGGACAAGGUCAUGGAAGACGCCAAGCUCGAGGUCCGCGUGAGUUUCGCCGAGUGCAUUCUCCGCAACGAAAAGGUGUACGGCCUCCGCCCGAUGCCCACGACAGAUCCGCGCGCGGCGCCCAAUGAAGCGACGCCCAUGCUGAUGGCCAUGGCCAUUCUUAUGGACGUAGAAGCCGAGGAGGUGGACGAUGCCGAACAGGCGGAGGCCAAUUUUGCGACGCUUACGGACGACGUCGCCGCGCUUCGUCAGCGCCUGCAUGAUUCCGAGGCGCGCAACGAACGUCUUGAGGCCAUGCUGCAGGACAUUGUGCACCACUUCAAAAUCGCGCCUC